AUGGAAUAAUAAUAAAAUGAAUAGGCUCAAUCAAUAAGAUUCGAAGAACCUGUCUAUAAAUUGACCACUAAAUUAAUGAAAACAUGCAAUCCUAAGUAAGAGAGUUUAAGAAAUCUAUGACAGGACUUUAGAUAAGAAAUACCUAAAAGACUUCAAAAUCAAACCAAAUGAAACACUUGUCACUUUAAAUAAUACAAAAUUAGAUCCCUAAUCUCCAAAAACUAACAAGGCUUUAUAGGAUUUAAAUAUAUAUAUCAAUUAAUUAGAAUUGCUGUAAAAUUAAUCCUUUUUACAUUUAGGGAUAAAUCAGAGUUUAAAAAAAAUGGAGAAUCUGAAGAAUUAAAAGAGAAGAGAUACUGGUUACAUUAUUUUUAAGUAGCUUAAAUAAAAAAAUCUGUUAUUUUAUAAAGGAAUAAGUAUAAAAGAGAAGAAUGGAUUGAAAAAUAGUAACGUCCCAAAUCGAUCUAAACUCUAGAUCAAAGCAUGAAUAGUAGUAUCAAUAUAAGUGAAUAUGCUCCUUAUAAAAGUCCAACUGAAAUGAUUGAAAGUUGGAUAGAUAGUCAAGUUUAAUAGAAUGAUCGACAAUUAUAAAAAUUCAACAAACUAUAAUAAGUAAAUAUCUUAAAUAAAAUUAAAUAGAAAAGAAAAGAAUAAGAUGAAUAAUCGUAAGAAGAAUAAGAAAAGUAUAAAGAGAAACUUUAGAUAAUAUUAGAAAAGAAGGAAAAAAAUAGAUUAAAUAAAUUAAUGUAGAAAUCAUUAAUUGCAAAAAAGGAUGUAUCAAAGAGUUUAGAGAUAUCAACUAAAAUGAAGACUGUUAUUCAAGAAGAGAAAUAUAAAAAUGCUUAGAUAAAGAAAUUAUAAACAGAAUAGAAUAUAGAAAAAGCGUAAUUAAUAUAUAUACACCAUUAAUAGAUAAAAAAGGGUUGACCAAAUUAAAUAAUCAUAUGUAGAUGUCUUAGAGGAAAAAUAAAAGAUAUAUGAAGAAAAAUUAUAAUAAGUCUUAAGAAAGAAAGAUGAAUAAGAUUAAUAAUUGAUGCAAAAUAGAUUAAAAGAAAUAUAAACAGAAAGAACUCGUAAAUCAACUAAAAAAAUUAGAAAAUCUGAUGAAUGGUCUACAAAAUUACCUUUAUUGAUUAGUAGAAGUGAAGCCUAAUUUUAGAAUGUAUAUAACUCAAAUUUAGCUACAGUAAUUGAAAAAUUUUAGAGGGAAGAAAAAAAGAAACUUAAAUAACAUAAAUCUUAAGUAUUAGAAAAAGAUCAUAUUGAAGAGAUUAAAUAAAAAGAAGAAUAAUUUAAAAAAAGAUAUUUAGAUAAACUAAAAUAAUUUGAGUAAUAUAUUAUAAUUAUGAAAUAAGGAAUAAAAGAUAGAAAAUAGAAGAGAAAUUUACUAAAAAGGAUCAAUAUUUAAUUGAACAUUAAUAAAAAAAAAGAGAAGAAUUAGAAGAGAAAUUUGAUAAAAUUAGAGAAAUAAGUGCUGAUAAUGGAAGAAGAUUCAUAAAUAUCAAAUAAUAAUAUAACAAUAAAUGUGAUAAGUAAAUGGAUAGAGAAUAAAAGAAAUUUAAAUAAAAUAUGAAUCUCUUAAAAUAAAGAGAAUAGAUUAUUGAGUAGUUAAGAUAUAAAAGAUUCUUAGAAAAGAAUAAACCUUUGACUUUAUCUUAAGACACUAUUUCAAAACAUAGUGAUAGCAAACUUUAAGCAUGA
Messenger RNA from Paramecium pentaurelia, 1701 nucleotides. Lineage: Eukaryota; Ciliophora; Oligohymenophorea; Peniculida; Parameciidae. The record is from the annotation of a GenBank genome assembly.